Messenger RNA from Colletotrichum truncatum, 1680 nucleotides. RefSeq names its product Lipase 1-like protein 4. The record is from RefSeq and is a predicted model, not a curated record. Lineage: Eukaryota; Fungi; Ascomycota; Sordariomycetes; Glomerellales; Glomerellaceae.
AUGCGUCCGAACGCAGUUAAACUUCUUCUGGCGUUUGCCUCGGGCUUGGGCCUGUCCGAGUGCUCCCCAUGCCGUCCUAACGUUUCGUCUCCUUCCGUGCGCCUCUCUAACGGCACCUACGUUGGCGUUAGAAACGAGCAGUACGCGCAGGACUUGUUUCUGGGUAUCCCCUAUGCUCAACCUCCUAUUGGAUCCCUCCGCUACGCACCUCCUCAGUCUCUCAACGAGUCGUUCAAAGAACCACGUACCGCCACCGAAUAUGGCUGGAUGUGCAUCGGAUACGGCUCUGAUACCGCGAACCUCGGCAGCCCAGUCUCGGAGGACUGCUUGACCAUCAACGUCGUCCGUCCGGCCGGAACGAAGCCAGGAGAUGACCUCCCCGUUGGCAUUUGGGUUCACGGAGGCAGCUAUGUCAACGGUGGCUCACGUGAUCCGAGAUAUAACCUGAGUUAUAUCGUCGAUCAAUCCGUCAAGGAUGGCAAGCCUAUCAUUGCGGCGUCCAUCAAUUAUCGCCUGAGCUACUGGGGAUUCCUCUUCAGCCAGGAACUGCAAGAUGAGAAGGCGGGCAACAUUGGCUUCAAGGACCAGCGUCUUGCCCUGCGCUGGCUUCAGGAGAACAUUGCUCCUUUCGGCGGCAGCCCUGACAAGGUCACCAUCUGGGGCGAGUCUGCCGGUGCCCGUGCUCUGGGCAUGCAGCUGAUUGCCUACGAUGGAAAGCACGAUAACCUCUUCCGCAGCGCCAUCCUUGAGAGCGGUAGCUCUGUCGCCAAGUUCGUCGGUGCUGACGCCUGGCAGCCGUACUUUGAAGCCCUCCUGCAGAAGACUUCGUGCACUGACGCGAGCGACCGCCUGAACUGCCUGCGAGAACUUCCAUGGCAAACUCUUAACGCCAUCUUCAAUGGCACGAACCCUCUCAACGUCACUGCCCCCCCUAUCAGCGCCGUUAUCGACGGCGACUUCAUCACGGCGUCGGCACCUACCCUCUUGCGCGAGGGCAAGUUCGCCCCCGUUCCUCUGCUUCUCGGAAACAACUUUGAUGAGGGUACAGGAUACGCAAAGCAGGGCAUCAACACGGAAGAGCAGUUCGAUGCCUGGCUUGCGAGCAGCGUGCAGGCGGACGCCACUCAGGCCGCGGCCCUUAAGGAGCUGUACCCCGAUGACCCUGCCGUCGGCAUUCCCGCCACGGUCACCGAGCGUCCUACCGGAACUGCGUUCGGCACCCUGUGGAAGCGUGUCUCGGCCGUCGCAGGAGACUACCAGCAGCACAGCGGAAGAAGGCUCCUUGCCAGCACGUAUGCCGAGACCGGAAUCCCCGUGUACUCGUACCUGUGGAAUGUCUACGUGAACGGUGUCCCAUGGGCGUACGGUGCUACGCAUUUCCAGGAGGUUGCCUUUGUGUUCAACAACGUCAAGGGACUGGGCUAUGCCGCCAAUCCUUUCGAGGGCAAGCCCGAGUCGUACGUCCAACUGGCGGACUUGAUGAGCAGGAUGUGGGUGGCUUUCAUCAACGACAUCGACCCUAACCUGCCCGCGGCGAACGGUCUUACUUGGCCCUUGUACACUCCCGCGCAGCCGGAUAACCUGGUGUUCGAUGCCAACUACACCAACCUGGGCUAUGUUGAAAAGGACAGCUACAGGGCGACGGAGAUUGCGUACAUGCAGGAGAACCUAUACAAUUAA